Messenger RNA from Periophthalmus magnuspinnatus, 4192 nucleotides. RefSeq names its product large neutral amino acids transporter small subunit 4-like. The record is from RefSeq and is a predicted model, not a curated record. The transcript has 5 exons. Gene Ontology annotation, biological process: neutral amino acid transport. Gene Ontology annotation, molecular function: neutral L-amino acid transmembrane transporter activity; L-amino acid transmembrane transporter activity. The coding region runs from base 16 to 654 and encodes 212 amino acids. NCBI's taxonomy places the organism in Eukaryota, Metazoa, Chordata, Actinopteri, Gobiiformes, Gobiidae.
UGCUAAACUAAACAGAUGUAUCUUUUCUGCUCCCCAGUGAGUGUGUACACCUCCAUCUUUGGCGUCCUGCAGCUCCUGUGCCUCAUCACGUCUCCUGUCAUCGGUUACGUAAUGGACUGGAGACUCAAGGACUGUGAGGAUGAGAAUGACAAACUCACUAAGAGGGAGCCUGGAGAGCCCCGACGCCCGGACAAAAAGAUCCAGAAGAUUGUAAACGCCACAAGAGCCUUCAUCUUCACCAACCUGCUGCUGGUCGGGUUUGGGAUCACCUGCCUCGUCCCCAACCUACCCCUACAGAUUCUGUCAUUUAUUUUGCACACUAUUGUCAGAGGCUUCAUCCACUCCGCUGUUGGAGGACUUUAUGCUGCUGUGUACCCGUCCUCUCAGUUCGGCAGUUUGACCGGGAUGCAGUCCUUGAUCAGCGCUCUGUUUGCACUUCUCCAGCAGCCUCUGUUCUUGGCCAUGGUCGGGCCCCUGAAUGGUGACCCCCUCUGGGUGAACGUGGGCUUGCUAGCUGUGAGCAUGCUAGGCUUCUGUCUGCCCCUGUACCUGCUCUGCCACAGCCGCCACCUUCAACGCCUCAGGGAUGAACGCGAUGCGGACCCCAAAAUCUAUGUCAAGAUGAAUGGAGAAAAACCAGAAGCCUUUAUCUAGAUACACAGGAAACCAUGGGAACAUACAAGGCUUAAAACUGCAUGGAGAACCGCAUUGAAGACAGAAUUAUUAACAGGUGAAUUAAGAAAGGGGGAUUCGCUCUCCCUUUUCAAAACUAGACAAACUUGUACUGUCUGUCUUCAGUCACAUGUGUCAAAGUCCUACCAAUUCCCAACCGGUCCUCACCAAACCCUAGGUCCAAGCCAGGUUUUAGUUUCACUUUCUCAGAUAUUGACGCUACACUGUGACUCUCCAACUACAAUCCAAUGGAGGCUGCUUAAGGGACACUACAGACAGUCCAGAUCCCUCCUGUAACUGCGUCACCAUGGAGACAAAAAACACAAAGAAGAGAGACUGUUUUUUGUUUUUUCACUCCUGUUUUUUUUUAAUGUUUAAUUCUGUUACUGAUUCAGCACUGCCCAUUUAUUUUGUGGUAGAAACUAUGUCCACACUAUUGUCUAAAAUAAUCAUGUUUUGUGUGUCUUCAUGGUUUAUCCACAUUGAAGUUGUAGGAACUCAACUGUUACGCCAAACCUAGUUCAUUAAGAAAUGCUUGUUUGAAAAUGGCAGUUGUAGUAAACUUGUUAGUCCAGCAUGGAGUUUUAUGCUCUUUGUAGCAAAUUUAAAGCAUCUGUUAUUAGAUGUUGUUGGUUUCGCUUGCCAAAAACAGUGGUGGAACAAGUACUCAGUUAUGUUACUUAAGUGAAAGUACAGAUACUGGAGCAGAAAAAUAUUCAAGUAAAAGAAUCACAUGAAAAGUAAAAAUUAAAAGUAAAAAUGUUGUACCCAUUUAAGUACCCGUUACGAAGUAUUUCACUCAGAUUUUGAGAAGUUAUAAAUUAUUGAUAAAGAUUUGCAUUGAAUUUUGUAUUUUUUGCAUUUUUGAAUUUUGUUCAAUAGAAACAAUUCUAUCAAUUGUUUUUCAUAGAUGUUUUUAUUUGUAUAUUUUUGUUUGCUACUACAAACAUGUUAAAAAUAAACCCCUCAGACAUUUCAGUAAGUCUUUAACAAUAAUGAAAAACACUUUUACUUGUCAGUCCUGUUCAAAGUGUAGUGAAGUAGAAAGUAUAUAUAUAUAUUCUCUCAAAUGUAGUCAAGUAAAAGUAGAAAAUAUGCACUUUAAAAUCAACUUAAGUAAAGUGCAGAUGCCUAAAAAUUGUACUUAAGUGCAAUAGUUUACUACUUUUACUUCAUUAACUUCCACACUGGGUAGAACUAAUAGAAUUAAUUCAAAGUGCAGGGUUCUCUAUUCUUAAUAUUGGAUAGUAAAAAACAGGAUAUAAAAUAGAAAAUUGCAGUGUUUUGUUCACAAUUUCUCAAGUUGGAUCAUGGUUUGCAUGGGCUGUCCAAUGCAGACCUAUCAUCGUAAUAGCAAACUUAAAGCUCCUAAAAGUGGACACAUACGGUAGCUUCUAUCAGUGUCUCAGUUCAACUGUCUUACCUCAAAAAGCAUCACAAAAAUCAUCCAUGUUUAUAAUGACAUUAGUGUGGACAUAGUUUUGUAGAGGAUGGAGAUGCUGCCGCUAGUGUUCCAUAACAGUGUUUAUUGCACAGUUUUAACACAACUUUUAAUUCACACUGGCCUACAAAGCACACACAAUAGCCUAGCAUUUGUUUCUUUGUUUUUCGGGGCAUUUGAAAUUAGUAUUGAUCCAAUAUAACCUCAGAUUCACAAAUAGGACACUGCAGCUUUUAUCUGCCUGUGUGCGACAAAAAGUACAAUGCAUGAUACCAGACUAAAGCUAGCCAAAUGACAUAUGCUCGAACUUGUCAUGAAAUCUUUACCUUGUGUUUUUUAUCUUCUCAAAUGUUUCUUUUCCUUAGUUAGAGUAGGUUUAGUAGGUAGAUAGUUAUAUUGCGGGACUGCAGUUUACUCUAUAAAUUUGUUGUAGCAAUAAGUGUUUCUCUAUGACUAUGGUGCAACCUGAGUGACACGAUUUCCAAAGAUUUAUUUUUGUUGUGUCUAUAGCAUUGGUUUCUUUUUGGUUGUUAUUUCAAACCUACACAAUCACUUGGGAAACUUGAAAAUUCUGCUCAGAGGUCAAUGCUGGAAAAUAUGUAAUUAAACAUUAUUUUAAAGAUGCAAGUAACUUUUCCAAUUGAGAGUUUCCGUGGAGAUGUUAUUGCUUCAUUGCAUUGACAUAUCAGUUUGGCAGUUACACAUGUUUUUAUUGCUCAAAAUACCAUGAAAAACAUUGAUCCUUACUAGUGGGAUCACUACUCCACAGAUCUAACGUCUAACUUGGCCCGGUGAUGUCUCUAUUUGUCUCUACGGAUAUAGAAAAGUUCAAAAGUUACAUAGUGCAUCUUUAAUUUGUUGUCUACACCAAGUUUGGAUUUCCCCGUCUAUUAUAAGAAACGCAAUCCAAUGGCCCCUGUGUGCCUGACCUUAUACUUAGAAAUAUAUGGUACUCCAAGUUUCGCCAUUCUUCUCAUUCUGUACUAUUACUACCAAUACUUCUACUAUUACCACUAAUUCUACUGACCAUAUUUUUUCCAAUUUGCUUCCAUUUUGAUUUCAAUACUGAGAGACAGGCCUCUACCAGCCUUUAAGUUAGCAAGUUAGCUAGUUAGCAAGUUAACGAGAAACGAAUGGCACAAAAUGCACUUUAACCCACUGUUAAAUGGACCUCCGUCAUGUAUGUUUAUAUGGAGAACAUGACUGCUUAUUCAAGUGGUGCAUGAGGCUAAGAAUGUAUAUGUAAACCUAUAGUAGCUUCACUUUCUAUUGCAGAACAUGUGGAUCGGCAAAAAGCAGUUAUUUUUAUAUUGACAGAAGAUUCACAUGUUCACUGUAUGGCCUUUAUGUGUAGAUAAAACAGCAGAGGUUUGUCUCUCAGUAAAGAAAAGCAGUAGCAGAUAAAGGUAACAUUUAAUUAAAGAUACAAUGGGUUUGUGGAUGCAGUAAUUGAGUUUCAAUAUUAUCUCUGCCAAAGUAUUUGUCAAAUUUUGUUUUUAGUAUUUGACCGAACUAGUAAAUGUACUCAAGUCCCAAGUAAUUAUUUUAACAGUAACAAGUAAAUAGUUGUAUUGAAUAUAAAGUCAUAUAAGAACUACUAACACUACUAAUCUUGUUUGUAAAUUCCCUCUUAAAAUAUAGGGAAUUCUCAAUUGGGAAACUGGACUGGGAUAAUGAGUUUCAUAUGCAGGUGUUGGAAUUGCCAUUUAAGUCAAAUAUAUAAAGACAGUAUAAGAUAAGGGGAUCUUUAUUCAUCCCACAAUGAGGAAAACUCAGUGUUGCAACAAGAAGUACAAGUAUCAAGUGUGCAUCCUACUUAAGACCUUAAGGUGAUAAGAUAUUGUGAAUUUAAACAAAUCACAAACCUGUUGCCAUAUUAGAAACACAAUUACUGCAUCUGUUGUUGCUGUUGUUUCACCAUCAUCAAACUAGUUUUAAAGGGCCCAUAUUACGCUAUUUUCUAAUCUAUGUUAUAAUGUUGUUUCUUCAUCACAAACAUACCUGGAGUUGUGUUUUCUGUUAUUCACACAUGUUUAACACACACACCCUGCAUAUUUAGGCUGAGUUCUUCUCUCAAAU